GCAGAUGGGCGGGGAGGCUGCUUCCUGGAGACCGCAGGUGUAGAAGCAAGCGCCGCGCCCCGACCCGGACGGGCUUCCGAAGCUGGCAGAGUCCGGGGGAUUUGGGCUACUCAGGAGACAACUUGGAGAAACAGACUCCAAGAAGGGUGGAGAGGAAAUUAAGCUGGACUCCUGCCUGAUCCCCCACUGUGGUAGGAUGAAUGUGGGGGUGGCACACAGCGAAGUAAACCCCAACACUCGAGUGAUGAACAGCCGGGGCAUCUGGCUGGCCUACGUCAUCCUGGUAGGACUGCUGCAUGUGGUUCUACUCAGCAUCCCCUUCUUCAGCAUUCCUGUUGUCUGGACACUGACCAACGUCAUCCAUAACUUGGUUAUGUAUGUCUUCCUACAUACGGUGAAAGGGACACCCUUUGAGACCCCUGACCAAGGAAAGGCUCGGCUGCUGACACACUGGGAACAGAUGGACUACGGGCUCCAGUUUACGUCUUCCCGAAAGUUCCUCAGCAUCUCCCCCAUUGUGCUAUACCUCCUGGCCAGCUUCUACACCAAAUAUGAUGCUGCUCACUUCCUCAUCAACACAGCCUCACUGCUUAGCGUACUGCUGCCCAAGUUGCCCCAGUUUCAUGGGGUUCGUCUGUUUGGCAUCAACAAAUACUGAGAGAUGGGGCUGGGGAUGUUGGAACAAAGGGCUGUAACAUCCCUCCUUUCUCUGUACAGCCUGAGAACUAUGCAACCUUUCCCAAACUCCCCGACUGGAAAUGCAAACAUUCUCCAGAUUUUCAUUGGAAAAGGGGGUCCCCGGGGCCCCGCCCUGCUGGAGCAGGUUUCUUUGAAUCAGGAAAGACAGGUGGGGUGCGGGGCAGAGCGCUCCUCUGCAGCAGGAAGCCAUGCUUGGGCAGCUUUUAGGUUGAUUAAGGUUUUCCCCAUCAUCCACUCCCACCACCUUCCAGCUCUGUUUUACUGUGUUUUCCUUAUAAUAAAGGUAAUUUUUUUCA
This is a messenger RNA of Cervus elaphus (red deer), 995 nucleotides long. RefSeq names its product ORMDL sphingolipid biosynthesis regulator 2 (gene ORMDL2). The transcript is spliced from 4 exons. NCBI's taxonomy places the organism in Eukaryota, Metazoa, Chordata, Mammalia, Artiodactyla, Cervidae. Gene Ontology annotation, biological process: negative regulation of ceramide biosynthetic process; ceramide metabolic process; intracellular sphingolipid homeostasis. The coding region runs from base 197 to 658 and encodes 153 amino acids. The record is from RefSeq and is a predicted model, not a curated record. Gene Ontology annotation, cellular component: endoplasmic reticulum membrane.